CGCCGAGCUGUAGGUGCUGCAGCCCGGUGGCGACAGGUGCGCUGGGCAGAGCGCAGGGACGGUGGCCGUGCAACGCCGAGCGCCGACGGCUCUCCAGUCUGGUAUUUUAGAGUCUGUAGACAAGAUGGAAUCAACUCCAUUUAAUAGACGACAGUGGACUUCCCUGUCAUUGAGAGUAACGGCCAAAGAACUUUCUCUUGUCAACAAGAAUAAGUCAUCGGCGAUUGUGGAAAUAUUCUCCAAGUACCAGAAAGCAGCUGAGGAGUCAAACACGGAGAAGAGGAGAAAUAACACGGAGAAUCUCCCCCAGCACUUCAGAAGAGGGACCCUGUCUGUGUUGAAGAAGAAGUGGGAGAACCCGGCGGUCGGGGCAGAGUCCCACAUAGACACCCUGCCAAACAGCAGCCGUGAGGCCGGGCACAGUGUGGACCACCCUCCCACCCAAGUGACGGAGGGCUCUGCUUCUGGACCCAGAGCAGACCAGGAAGAGCAAACCCAGCCCAAACCUAGAUUUGGAUCUCGUCAGGAAGCCGUUACUCAGUGUCGGUCUCCCCGCUCAGAGGACAGCCUGGAUCUUAGAGCCCAGGCCACCGAAAAUCAAAACAUGGAAAAUUGUCUGGGAGAUUCCAGGCAUGAAGUGGAGAAAUCUGAAAUGAGUGAAAACACUGAAGCUUCGGGCAAAAUAGAGAAAUACAAUGUUCCACUGAACAGACUAAAGAUGAUGUUUGAGAAAGGCGAACACACUCAAACCAAGAGUCUCUGGACCCAAAGCCGCAAUGCAGGUGGAAGGCGGACCUCUGAAAACAGCUGUUCCCUGGAUGACUUGGAAAUAAGUCAUGUGUCAUCCCCCCCAUUCAACCUGGAGAAGAAUGAGAGUAAGCGGAGUGUGGAACUCCCACGCCUCUCGGAAACCUCCAUAAAGGAUCGCAUGGCCAAGUACCAGGCUGCCGUGUCCAAGCAGAGCGGCUCAGCCAGCCACGCGAAUGAGUUGAAAGCCAGUGGUGGUGAGAUCAAAACUCAUAAAUUGGAACAAAAGGAGAAUGUGCCCCCAGGACCUGAGGUCUGCAUCUCCCAUCAGGAAGGAAGAAAGGUUUCUGCAGCUGAGAAUAGCCUGGUGGCCCAUUCUAGCCCCGCGGAAGACGAUGCAUGUGACCCCCCGGUGAAGAGUGAGGCCCAGCAGCCUGUGCACCCAAAGCCACUGAGUCCUGAUGCCAGAACCUCCAGUCUUCCAGAAAGUUCUCCUUCCAAAACAGUGAAGAAGUUUCAGGCACCCGCCAAAGAGAUCUGUGUGGAAUGUCAGAAGACCGUGUACCCCAUGGAACGACUCCUGGCCAACCAGCAGGUGUUUCACAUCAGCUGUUUCCGCUGCUCCUACUGCAACAACAGACUUAGUCUAGGAACAUAUGCAUCGUUACAUGGAAGAAUCUAUUGUAAGCCUCACUUCAAUCAACUCUUUAAGUCGAAGGGCAAUUACGACGAGGGCUUUGGCCACAGACCACAUAAGGAUCUUUGGGCCAGCAAGAAUGAAAAUGAAGAAACCCUAGAGAGACCAGCCCAGCCUCCAAAUGCAGGGGAGACCCCCCACAGCCCUGGGGUAGAAGAUGCCCCCAUCGCCAAGGUGGGUGUCCUGGCGGCAAGUAUGGAAGCCAAGGCCUCUUCUCAGCGGGAGAAGGAAGAUAAGCCCGCUGAGACCAAGAAGCUGAGGAUCGCCUGGCCGCCCCCCGCCGAGCUUGGCAGUCCGGGAAGUGCCAUGGAGGAAGGGUUCAAGGUCUCCAAGCCCAAGUGGCCCCCUGAGGACGAAACCAGCAAGACAGAGGCUCCCGAGGAUGUAGAUCUGGACCUGAAGAAGCUGAGGCGGUCUUCUUCGCUGAAGGAGAGGAGCCGCCCGUUCACUGUAGCGGCUUCAUUUCGAACCUCUUCCAUCAAGAGCCCCAAGAUGACGUCACCUCUUAGGAAAGGGUGGAGCGCGUCGGAGCAGAGCGAGGAGUUUGGAGGAGGGGUGGUGACAGAAAGAAAACUAAUGGAGGAUGCCAAAGCCUCUGGGAAGAACGGGAGUGUGGGAAAACCACGCAGGCAGAGCAAGGGUUCCACCAGCGACGAAGCCGUGCGGAGGAGCGAGGACAGUCACAGUUUGGAGCCGGAGAGCGAGAAUUCCAUAGAAAAUGGAGCGAACACAGAUGAGGAUGAGAGCAAUGACCUCGCGCAGCCGUCUCCACGAGAACCCAAGUCUCCAAGCUGGUCCGGCUUUGUAGACACCGCUCCUACUAAAGAAUUCACCACCCCGAAUCAAAAGUCUCAAGAGGUCGGGUUCUGGGAGGGGGACGUGGUCAGAGAGCUGUCUGUAGAGGAACAGAUCAAGAGAAACCGGUACUACGAUGAGGACGAGGAUGAAGAGUGACAGACGGCCGCCGUGGUGCGGGCCAUCUACUCCUGUCAAUGCUAGCUUGUCACUGCCCUUUAUCAAGUGGUGCCCAAAGACAGGCACCUUGGCGCCAACUGUCAUUCAUGUGGGAGCAACAUUAGAAAUGAAUUCCUGCUACCAAAACAGAAAACAAGCAAAAAAGAAUCAAUUCUAAGUGCAUUAUUGAAACUCCAUUUUAAGCCUGGUGUGGUGGCCCACACCUUUAAUCCCAGCACUCGGGAGGCAGAGACAGCAGAUCUCUGAGUUCGAGGCCAGCCUGGUCUACAGAGUGAGUUCCAGGACAGCCAGGGCUACACAGAGAAACCCUGUCUCGAAAAACCAAAAAAGAAAAAGAAAGAGAGAGAAACUCCAUUUUAGCAGUGAAGAUAUGCCUAAGUGCUAAGCAGGGGAUUUUCUCAGUGAUGUAGCCAGCGUCCACUGUGUUCCCAAAAGUCAAUAUUAAAGUGUCUAGACAGUGGCACAUUUUCACACUACAAAUACCAUUGUGGAAUUGGAAACAAACAAAACGUAUUUAGGUGCCUACAUAUCACAGCCAGAAGCACUUUAGUAUAAAGGGCACAGCAUAGAUAUUUUUACCAAUUUCAUUUUUUAGUACUCAACUGUUAAAUCAAAUAUUUUUAGUCUUUCAAAAAUUUUUUUACGAAUUUUCUCCCUCUAGUAGAUAUGGGAAACUUCCUGCUUUGCAUCCCACAUAGUCUAUGCAUUUUUAAUAAUUGAGGUAUAAUACAGCAACCUUUGGCCCAGUAAGGCGGCUCACCCAGUAAAGGCGAUUGCCACACGAACCUGAUGGCCUGGGUUCGAUUCCAGAGCUCGCAUAAAGGUGAGAGAAUCCAGUCCACAAAGUUAUUCUCUAACAAAUGUGCUCUGUGGCACACAUGCCCACCCACCAAAAAUAAUAAUCAACAAUAAAGAAUAAGCCACCCUUCAGAAAUACCUUUGGGACAAAGGGCCAGCCUGUAUGCUCUGGUGCUUGGAGAGACCCGCUGUAGCCAAAUAAACCGCAGCACUUACCGAUGUGUUUAUCUGACCUCUAGGUGAGCACCUCCUCUUUUUGGUGGCUUCUCACACUUUACUGAAAGCUGCAGUGUUUUCAUAAGACCUUUUGGAUCAGGGUUUCCCAUGCUCCCUGUGGAGCAAAAUGAAGACUCCAAAGGAGAGAUAACAAGAGGGACAGCCGGAGCUCAGAUCUCCACAGACACCCUGAGGCAAAUCUUGUUAAUACCGAUCAGCUCUGAAAUGUGUUGGUUUUUAUGGCAGAUGCUAUUUCCAGGGUUAAGUUAAAUCAGUUUUAGGUCUGUCUUCUUGGAUGGUGUCCUAGUGUGGUUCUCUGUAGGUGUUGGUGUGUUAGAAGACUGGGCAGAAAUCGGCCGAGAGGAGGAAGUUCAUCUCCACCUACAGGGCAUAGUCCGUUGUCAAGGGAAGCCACGAAGGAACUUGGAGACAGAAACGCUGCUCACUGGCUCCAUUUCCAUGUUUACUCAGCUAGCUUUCUUGCCGCCUGCCCAGGGGUGGCCCCACAGACUAACCUGUUAGUCAAUGCCCACAGACUAACCUGUUAGUCAAUGCCCACAGACUAACCUGUCAGAGGCAGUUCCUCAGUUCAGAUUCCCAGGCAAUUCUGUUUGUCAAAUUGGCAAAACCCAGCACAGGUGGUUCUCUCUAGUGUUAGGGCUCUAGAGCAUUAUAAACGAGUACAGGGUACAUUUGCUGUACGUGACGGCUAUCCCAAAUCAUAUGUAUUGGGGGCGGGGGCUGUUUUUAAGGUAGAGGCCUUUUUGCAUUUCUAGAGAUUUAGCUCUGUCUUAGAGAUGUAAAAUAAUGAUUGCUUAUAGUCUUGUUUAGCCUUAAACAUUUUUAUCCAAUAAAGCUUUUAAUUUACAUUUCAACUUUC
Molecule: messenger RNA, 4313 nt
Organism: Peromyscus leucopus (white-footed mouse)
Lineage: Eukaryota; Metazoa; Chordata; Mammalia; Rodentia; Cricetidae
Gene: Lima1
Product: LIM domain and actin binding 1
Exons: 11
Coding region: 125-2398 (757 amino acids)
Biological process (GO): actin filament bundle assembly
Cellular component (GO): actin cytoskeleton; plasma membrane
Molecular function (GO): actin filament binding
Source: RefSeq, a predicted model, not a curated record